Messenger RNA from Caenorhabditis angaria, 255 nucleotides. NCBI's taxonomy places the organism in Eukaryota, Metazoa, Nematoda, Chromadorea, Rhabditida, Rhabditidae. The record is from the annotation of a GenBank genome assembly.
AUGUGCUCAAUUUUCUAUUUUUUCGAUCCAUUAAUAACUUUGUGAGUUUCAAAAAAACAUUCAGAGAAUUAAAUAAUAUUUUUUGAUAGAUGCGGAGCCUUGUUCCCAAUUUAUUGUUAUAUCACAUUAUUCUACGCAAAACAUCCAGGAUUUCUUCGAAAAAUCAAUAAAACUUCGAGAAGUCGUUCAAACACAAUUGCGAUAUCUGAUGAAACUAAUUUUUAUUUCAAACAAUUGACCGAAUCAUGGAAAUAA